Seriola dumerili (greater amberjack) is the source of this 429-nucleotide messenger RNA. RefSeq names its product interferon-induced transmembrane protein 5-like. Lineage: Eukaryota; Metazoa; Chordata; Actinopteri; Carangiformes; Carangidae. The record is from RefSeq and is a predicted model, not a curated record. The transcript is spliced from 2 exons. Gene Ontology annotation, cellular component: plasma membrane. Bases 1 to 429 code for a protein of 142 amino acids.
AUGGACAACCAUUCGUACAACUUCCCUUCCGACUGCACCCCGCUCACCAACUGCAAGUCUGCCCGUAAGCCGGCUGGGUCCACCGUGGUGAACAUGGGGAACAAUGGCAAGAAUCCUCCCCGGGACUAUCUCGUCUGGUCGCUGUGCAACACCUUGUACGUUAACUUCUGCUGCCUGGGAUUCAUGGCUCUCAUCUACUCCAUCAAGGCCAGGGACCAGAAGACUCAGGGUAACCUGCAGCUGGCCCAGGAGUGUUCAGACAAGGCCAAGUGGUACAACAUCCUGGCAGCCGGCUGGAACUUGCUGAUUCCACUUCUGGCCGUCGUCCUUCUCGUCCUCCUGCUCGUCCACCUGGGCUCAUCCCAGGGCUCCUUCGACUUCCUCGGAGAGGACGGCCUCCAAAACUUCAUCAAACUGUUCAGCUGGUAG